UAGUAUUGAGCACGAUUCUGAUUACACUGUAUUGAGGCUGCAAGCACGCAGCAUGCAGACACUUGUACUUAAUUUUUUUUUUAAAUGAGGACUGUAGUGUUUUUGGUUACGUGUAUUGCUAUUACAUGUUUUAUUAUUAUAUUAUAAAGUAAUAUAGGCUACAAACUAUAGGCUACAAACCUUUAGGGGAGUUAUAAAACAAACUGUCCAGUUCCAGGACUGUUUGUGAUAAAUAUAAAUAUCUGCCUCCUUUUCAUACUAGUACCAUUGUGGUAUUGCAUUGUUCAGAAUUCCUCCCCUGGUCAUUUCCUCUCCUGGGCUGGCUCUUUCCACCAAUAGGCUAUUGCUGCAGAUGGCUUUAAAAAGAACAAAGACAAAUGACUGUCUUCGGGAGAAGGUCAGCAGGACAUUGCUACCCACAGAGUAACAGAUACACAGACCAGACAGCCACAACCAAGAGCCAAUUGCAUUCUAAAGCCAUGCAGCUGUCUGGCACACCUCAACUGAAAACUGUACACAUUCCCAAGUCAAUGAGGGCUGCCCCCUUUCUGCAGCACCCGGACUUGACUACAGGACAGAAGAGGUAUCUGUGCAGCAUUGCCAAUGUCUACAGCACAGAACACAUGCGUACACAGAUAAGGAGACAGUAUCUGAACAUGCUGCAGCCCUGCAUGCAAACAGGGUCCAUCAUGUCAUGUGAAAAUCCGAACCCCAGUGCCAAAGUGCUGCUCAACCAGCAGACCCUGUCCCAAAUGGGCAAGAGGACUGAACCUCUCCGAAAUAACAAGCCCACACCAGGGAGGCACAGACAAACCCACACUGGGAACAUUAUUCUCCCCAGGAUAAUAGAUGGAGGACACAGAGUGCAGUCCAGUGUGCCAGCCUCCAACCAGAGAAGAACCAGUAAAGCAAAGACGAAGACAGGGACGCAAAGGAAGUGUCUGAAAGAUACCAAGGUUAAACUUGACCGUGUAAGAAAGGAACAAAAGCAUGGAGAGGAGUCGUUGAUGCAAACCAUAAGCUCCUUAUCUAUUGAAGAGGAGCAGGGAAAAUCUGGCAGCCUGUCAGCGGAAUCCUACAAUUACAAAUCAACAUAGCCACACUAACAAAGCUCAUUACAGGAGGCGAUCAUUUCAUUGUGAGUGCACGGCACUACUGAUGUCUGUUAUUUAUAUUUUUUUGUAUUCAUCCGCUUGGUGAAAGUAGUUCCUUAAAAGUUCCUUCGUUCUCCUAAAUGGCGAGUAGUGAUAUUACUUCAGCUUUCAUGUCGAUGAUAGACCCCUAUCAGAUUGUUAAAUAGCUUAGAAAACAAUAAUAUAGCUCCCCAGAACGUACUGGAUCCACUGCCAGUGACCUGUUUUACUUAGUGGUUCUGUGCAUUGUCCUCAAGUGCAUUUGGGGCAUUAAGUGGUUUCUUCCACUCUGAUCCCACUUAGCAAGCUGCAGCCCCAAGGGAAGAGGCAGCCAUCACAUGCAAAGCAUCCAGUAUUUCAUUACUUAAAUGGGUUUGCUUUCGAAUGAUUAAUAGAUGAUAGAACGAUCAUGGGUUAGUUUUCAGACUGCACAUCAGGAUCUUAAAGCUGCUCUAUCCAGUUAAUUAAACUUGGGUUACUAUUAAGGUGGCGUGAUUGACCUUUCUCCUGUAAAAAUGCUAGGUGUGCUCCAGAAUGGAAGAGGGGAGACAUGCAUAUUGGCAACAAGGACUACAAAAAGUAUAUGUAAAAUGAAAAAACAAGCAGCCGGUUCUAAUUAGCUUAAAAUACAUUGUGUGUCUGAAUUGUCAAUACAAGAAUCUGUUGAAUUCAAUAAAAUCCACAGCAAAAAUAAAUCUCAGAUGUGGGAUUUUUUUUUUUAGCACUACCUGCCCAUACAACAUUCUUCCAUAUUUCCCAGUGUGCUGUGCAAGUGAGAUUGGGAGAUAACAAGGUAGUGUUGUACUUGCAAUUGCCAGUACUUCCCAAACACAGUUAAACCACAGCUUUCUAAAUGAAAAACAACAAAACAAAUCAAACA
Messenger RNA from Acipenser ruthenus (sterlet), 2013 nucleotides. RefSeq names its product protein FAM216A-like. The coding region runs from base 378 to 1097 and encodes 239 amino acids. The record is from RefSeq and is a predicted model, not a curated record. NCBI's taxonomy places the organism in Eukaryota, Metazoa, Chordata, Actinopteri, Acipenseriformes, Acipenseridae. The transcript has 7 exons.